AUGGCGCUCAAUAUGGACGACCUAAUCGGGUCGAUGCAGCACUCGAUGCAUGCUGGCGAUCGAGGUCACGAGCUGCACGAGAUCCGCGAGUCUCUCAAAGCCUCUCUGCCCGCGCAGCAUGGCGCUGGGCCAUCACAGCCAGCGCAGCCAGCGCCACGGCGGACCUUUGCGCCUCAGCCCGGCAAUAGCUCGUUGGACGCCGACGUUGCGAUGCUCUCCUCCUCGUCGUCGCAACAACAAUCCGGGUAUGGUGGCCAAUUCUUUGGUGGCGGCGCAGGGUCAUGGGGGAGUCAAUCGUCGGGUAGCUCUAGCGGAGUACCAGCCCAAGGAGGAUGGCGAUUCGCACCUGCACCAGCAAACACACCGCAGCAGACACCCGUGGAAACCAGCGCGCUCGCAAGACAACUCCAAGCGGAACUCGAGAGACAACCGCAGUGGGGCCAACCGAUCUCACCGCCAUCCCAACAACAUGGGUACACCACACAACCGAACGGGUACGUCUCACCAGACCAUCCGCCAGGUCGAACAGCGGGCGUGGGAAACGAGAACGGCGACGCACCACGCAGCUUCGUAAACGGCUUCGACCCUACUGCGCGGGACGACUCGGCAACACCCACAGGCAAUCUCAGCCCUCGCCUUCGUAACGCUACUCCACGCUAA
Kalmanozyma brasiliensis GHG001 is the source of this 660-nucleotide messenger RNA. RefSeq lists its product as uncharacterized. The record is from RefSeq and is a predicted model, not a curated record. NCBI's taxonomy places the organism in Eukaryota, Fungi, Basidiomycota, Ustilaginomycetes, Ustilaginales. Bases 1 to 660 code for a protein of 219 amino acids. The transcript has a single exon.